Dromiciops gliroides (monito del monte) is the source of this 933-nucleotide messenger RNA. RefSeq names its product olfactory receptor 14A2-like. NCBI's taxonomy places the organism in Eukaryota, Metazoa, Chordata, Mammalia, Microbiotheria, Microbiotheriidae. The transcript has a single exon. Gene Ontology annotation, cellular component: membrane. Gene Ontology annotation, molecular function: odorant binding; G protein-coupled receptor activity; olfactory receptor activity. The record is from RefSeq and is a predicted model, not a curated record. Bases 1 to 933 code for a protein of 310 amino acids. Gene Ontology annotation, biological process: G protein-coupled receptor signaling pathway.
AUGGCCAACUUCACCAUGGUGACAGGAUUCCUCCUUAUGACCUUUUCCAACACCUGGCAGCUGCAGGUUUUACAUGCCAUGCUAUUCUUGCUGAUCUACCUGGUGGCUGUAAUAGGGAACCUGCUCAUUUUCACCACCAUAUCUCUAGAUGAGCACCUCCACUCCCCCAUGUACUUCUUCCUGAAAAAUCUGUCCUUUUUAGAUCUUUGCUUUAUUUCUACCACACUCCCUAAAUCUAUCACAAACUCCCUGAGCUGUAGCCGUUCCAUUUCUUUCAUGGGGUGUGUAUUACAGUUCUUUUUAGUAAUUUUCUUUGCAGCAUCUGAGCUUUUUCUCCUCACAGUGAUGUCCUAUGACCGCUAUGUGGCCAUCUGCCAGCCCCUACACUAUGAAGUCAUCAUGACCAGAAGGGCUUGUGUGAAGAUGGCAACUGUUUCCUGGCUCAGUGGAGGUUUGUUUGGGACUCUCUACUCAACUAAUACAUUCACUUUGCCUUUCUGUAACUCCAAGGAAAUUCAUCAGUUCUUCUGUGAUUUCCCUUCAUUACUUAGGCUCUCCUGCUCCAGUAUACAUAUUGGACUAGAUGUGACUUUGGCUCUUGGGGUUGUUUCAGGGAUUUUCUGCUUUAUUUCCAUAGCUAUAUCUUAUGGUCCCAUAUUCUCAACUGUGCUAAAGAUUCCAACCACAGAGGGUCAGUCAAAAGCUUUCUCCACUUGCCUGCCCCACCUUAUUGUUCUCAUGAUUUUUAUUACAACCUCAGUCAUAGUUUACCUAAAGCCACCUCAAAAGCAACCUGAUUCAAUUCUGGAUUUAUUAUUGUCUAUAUUCUAUACAGUAGUUCCCCCAACCAUGAAUCCUAUCAUUUAUAGCCUCAGGAACAAGGACAUCAAGAUUUCUCUGAGGAAGCUACUAGCCUGGAAACACUUCUCAUAA